This is a messenger RNA of Leptopilina heterotoma, 785 nucleotides long. It is a transcript of the gene Vps29, whose product is annotated as vacuolar protein sorting-associated protein 29. Bases 159 to 707 code for a protein of 182 amino acids. NCBI's taxonomy places the organism in Eukaryota, Metazoa, Arthropoda, Insecta, Hymenoptera, Figitidae. The transcript has 4 exons. Gene Ontology annotation, cellular component: retromer complex; endosome. Gene Ontology annotation, biological process: retrograde transport, endosome to Golgi; intracellular protein transport. The record is from RefSeq and is a predicted model, not a curated record.
UUAGGUCACUCACCUGUCACUCCCACUUCCUGUUUGAGUUUUGACAUUUUUACUGCUGUUUUCUUGGGUCUUUAUAACAUUUUAAAACUGAAAAUACUCAUUAUUUUAAAUAGUUACUUUUUAUUCUUGUUACUAAAGUUGUGUUUUAUUAGUCAAAUAUGUUGGUACUAGUUUUGGGUGAUUUACAUAUUCCACAUAGAUGUAGUAGUUUACCGAGUAAAUUUAAAAAACUUCUCGUUCCUGGAAGAAUACAGCACAUUUUAUGUACUGGAAAUUUAUGUACAAAGGAAUCUUACGAUUAUUUAAAAACAUUGGCCAGUGAUGUUCAUGUUGUGAGAGGUGAAUUUGAUGAGAAUUUAAAUUAUCCUGAGCAAAAAGUAGUGACUGUUGGACAAUUCAGAAUUGGAUUGUCACAUGGCCAUCAAGUAGUACCAUGGGGAGAUCCAGAAUCUCUGGCCUUAAUUCAGAGGCAAUUAGAUGUUGAUAUCUUGAUAUCUGGCCAUACACAUAAAUUCGAAGCCUAUGAGCAUGAAAAUAAAUUUUACAUUAAUCCUGGCUCAGCGACUGGAGCUUACAAUCCACUUGAUACCUCAGUAAUUCCAUCAUUCGUUCUAAUGGAUAUCCAGAGUUCCACAGUCGUUACAUACGUUUAUCAAUUGGUUGGUGACGAAGUUAAAGUUGAACGGAUAGAAUACAAAAAGAGCUAAGUUUAGAUUGGAAAAAAGUGAUAUUUUUUUUGCUGCAAUUUUUUUUCUCAAUUCUUUAAUAUACAUAAAUGAAUAUUG